CUCAACUUUCCCAAUCUUUGUAUAUAUAUAAUAACUCUCAUUUCUUCCUUCCCUCCUUCAAAUUACAAAUAAUUAGGACUGCAAGAGUGCGAUAGACAAUGUUAGAUCCAGAGAUAGACUUGUUUCCACCAACUUCUCCAACAAUUUCAUCAGUAUCUUCCUCUGAUUUCGACACUGAGUCUACAGGAUCGUUUUUCCAUGAUAAAAGCACAAGUUUAGGAACGUUAAUGGGAGUUAAUAUCCCAUCAAUUUCAGCAAGGGUUUCUACCCCUGAUAGUGAAGGCAACAAUAUCAGGACUACCGCUAUUAAUGGUGGUGGUAGAGGGAAAAGGAAAAAGUUGAAGAAUAAGAAAGGGUUAAGAAGAGUGGUGAUUGUUGAUUCAUCAGAGAAUAAAGGGAAUAGAAGAUGGUGGCAACUUUGUAGAGAUGAAGAAACAAGACCAUCAUCUUUAGCUGAUUUUCUUGAAGUUGAGAGAAGAUUUGGAAACGGGGAUGAGGAUGACGAGUUUUAUGGUGUUACAGAGCUUGAAGGUAUAGUUCAUCAACAUCUUAAUAAUAAUAAUCAAAAUCAAUCAUCUGGAAAUGGACGGUUGCUAUUUGCUGAUGGAAGGGUUCUCCCACCAUCGACAUCAGCAGCAGCAUCAUCUCAAGAUGUGACAGUGGAGGGUCCACCAAUUGUAGAGACUCUCUGUAGAUUUCCUGUUUUAUUUAGUGGGAUUUGUAGCGGUGGUGGUGGUGGUUAUGCUUCUGGGAAUAGUGGCGUCGGUGUGUAGAAAUAUGUCUCUUCUUGGUUUUUUUUGCCUUCCAAUCUUACAUUGUGAUUUCGUUCCCCUUGAAAAAUCAAAUUUGUUUGUUUUCAUUUUUAUC
Papaver somniferum (opium poppy) is the source of this 867-nucleotide messenger RNA. RefSeq lists its product as uncharacterized. Bases 99 to 773 code for a protein of 224 amino acids. NCBI's taxonomy places the organism in Eukaryota, Viridiplantae, Streptophyta, Magnoliopsida, Ranunculales, Papaveraceae. The record is from RefSeq and is a predicted model, not a curated record. The transcript has 2 exons.